Messenger RNA from Megalobrama amblycephala (Wuchang bream), 2575 nucleotides. It is a transcript of the gene zpax4, whose product is annotated as zona pellucida protein AX 4. The transcript is spliced from 19 exons. The record is from RefSeq and is a predicted model, not a curated record. Bases 136 to 2511 code for a protein of 791 amino acids. Lineage: Eukaryota; Metazoa; Chordata; Actinopteri; Cypriniformes; Xenocyprididae.
AUAUUUAAAAUCUAGCCAGCAAUUACAUGUUGUCAGUCUUAGCGUGUAGCUCAGGAUAUUGUGAUUUAGUGCUAAUGUAGUUUUGGUAGUGUUUUUAAUUUACCACACUACAGACACUUCAGUUAAUCAGUGACUAUGGCUUUUGGAUUCGUUUUAGGAGGGGUACUUUUCUUGUGUGCAGUAACAUGUGCUCUACUUGAUGCCAAAAGAUUCCAGCAGUCCGCCACACUGCCACAAGUUCCCAUUGAGGUUCAGUGCAAGGCCCAUUCCCUGUCUGUCUCAGUGGACAUACCGCCCUCUGGCAGUGAGCCUCGUUUUGAGGCAAUUGAUGCCACAGGUGUGUAUCCUAUUACAGAGAGCUAUGGGGCUCAGUGUGGUUACACUUACUCUGUCCAACCCCUGCUGGGUCGUGUUAUUCUGAGAGCCUCAUACUUCUCCUGUCACACAGACAAUCAGAAUGAUGAGGUCUUCUCCUUCAUGUUUGGUGUGAUCAUUGUGGCUCAGAGUGGUGAAGAAUUAUUUUUCAAUGUCUCUGAGACUUGCUCUGUUCGUCCUCUUUCUCCAAGAGAGGUUAUUUGUGAAGAGAACUACAUGGAGGUGUCUGUGAAAACUGAUCUUCCUUGCUCUACAUCUGGCAGUGUUAAAGAAGACUUCUCUGCAGCUUUCUCUGUGGCCCGAAGUUCAGCAGUGGAGGCCUGGCAGGUGAUGUUACAACAAGGAGGACAGCUGUCUGAAGUCAUGUCGACUGAAGAUGCUGCUGCUCUGGGCUACUUCAUAACGGCCAGACCAGGCAGACUUGUUUUUCGGACAACCUUUGGACAACCUUACGCUUCUGUCAAAAUGGUCAGUGGUCUUGCAAUUGAGGUGGUUGAAGCCACAGUGUUUUUUAGACAGAACUGGAUGGUGGUCAUGGUGGACCUGGUUGUUGCCUGCUCACUGGAUAAAGGUUCUUUUGAUGGCUACAGACUUCAUUGGAGGACCCCUGCAGUAAUGACUCCUCUGGCUCUUCAAUCUGAGUUUAGGAGCCAGUACAUAAGCAUUGGAGUUGAUGGUGAGCUCCUAGAUGAACAGGCCUCAGUGGACCGAGGCUACUCUCUGACUGUCGGUGAAGACACCAUUGACAGUAGCAUCCCCAUUGCUGCCGAGGGUGCGAUCAGGAAGAGCUUUGUGACUGAUGGUGUGUAUAAUGAGUUGUACACCAUCCAGCUGACCUACCAGCAAUCGUUUGCAGACCAGCGUGGUGUGGAGACAAAGUAUAAUGUGAUCCGGCAAAUAGCCACUCCACCAAUUCCUCGUCUUCCCUUUUCAAUUAACCAAACAAACCCUGAGGAACGAGUCUUCACAGUCUACCUGGGUAAUAUUCCUUUUGAUGUGGAACUGGUGGCCAUAGAGCUGAAUGGGCAGGAGAUCUCUGUGCUGACUGCCAUGCAGAUGGGAUACUCCAUCACCAGAGUCCAAGAAGAUGGCAGUGAUAUUACCUUUGCGUACAUCCUAAGGGUGCCGUUUGAGGACCAAUUUGUUGUGAAGCAGUACAUUACCGAGGGCCUUUUCGAGUACUCUUUGGAAGUUAAAUGGACUUUGAACAUAAUUUCUCAAAUGGAUUCCUAUUACCACUUUUCCUCUGUGACUGCUUUUGUCCAAGAUAUCCUUCCAUUCGUCUUUGACAGCCUGUGUGCUAACAAUGGCAUACGCUUCAUGAAAAAUCAUCAUGAGUAUGAUUACUUGUGGGACGUUGUCAUCGGUCACUACCUGCUGACCCAACAGCUGGCAUCUGAGCGUGGCUACAUCAUGACCAAUGACAGCACCUCCUUGACACUGGAUGUCCCUCUAUUUACAAUCGGAUUCAUCUAUGAGAACAUCACUCUGCAGCAGUUCCUUGGCACAUUUGAACUUCUCACCAGAAAUGCUAAAACCCUGGAGAUUAAGCAGUCCUCAGCCAAAAGCUGUCUCUUUGAAACCACUGAGCUCUUGGUGUGCUCUGCUGAGGGUGUGAUGACUGUAGUGAGUGACAUCACUAAAGCAGUACCUGCUGCAAACCCUGCCCGAACCACACUAUUGGACCCAAGCUGCAGACCUCAAGAAACUGAUGAGACCAGAGUCCUGUUCUCCUUUGGACUUAACACCUGUGGCACUAGAUUUCAGAUUGAUCAGCAGUAUGUGACUUAUGAAAAUGAGAUCAUAUUUCAUGAGUUGUAUUCCACAGACAGCAAGCCAGUAAUAACAAGAGAUGCUGCGUACAGGAUGACCGUGAGGUGCAUUUACCCAGUAAGUGGUAUUGAAAGCCUUUUUGUGGACCGGAAGUUCAGAAUGGGGACACCUGGAAUUGGACAAAUCAAGGACCCUGUGAAAGUUCCUCCCCAAAUGCCCAUACAGCUUCAGAAACAAACUGUUAUGAAGCCCUCUUAUCAGGCAGUUGUUGCAAAGAAACCAGCUGACUAUGUGCAUGUCGGCCAGUGGAGCUCACCAGCAGAUGAACAUGCUUGGUCAUUAGGACCUAAUGGCAACUUUUAGAUUUUGGAGUGAUUUAAUUUGUAUCAUGCUCUUUGUCUCUGAAAUAAUAAACCGGUUUCCUAAA